AUGCCAGGCAACCUCACUGUCUCAAACAACACCGUGCUAGUUCUGGGUGCUGAGAUUAACACCGCACAAACCCGGGACACUGACUAUAACUUCCCUGCUCUGAUACUCGGAAUAUUGCUAAUUGUGGUCAUCAUUUGUGGAAAUCUGCUUGUGUGCCUUAGCGUGUACAGGGAAAAAGCUUUGAAAACUACAACCAACUACUUCAUAGUCAGUCUGGCUGUGGCUGACUUGAUGUUGGCAGUUUUGGUUUUGCCACUGUUUAUAUAUGUGGAGUUCCAGGAUGGUCUAUGGUCACUGAACAUGCACAUCUGCGAUGGCCUGAUGACCAUGGACGUGAUGUUGUGUACAGCCUCCAUAUUCAACCUCUGUGCCAUCAGCAUCGACAGGUUCAUCGCUGUCUCCAUCCCACUCAACUACAACCGUAAGCACGUGGACCAGAGACAGAUCUUCCUGCUCUCCGCCACGUGGAUCCUGGCCUUGGCGGUGGCCUCGCCCGUCAUGUUCGGCAUCCAAAACGUCCCCCAGCGGGACCCAACAGAGUGUAAGCUAGAAGAUGACAACUACGUGGUGUAUUCCUCUGUCUGCUCCUUCUUCAUCCCCUGCCCCAUCAUGCUCCUCCUCUACUGCGGGAUGUUCCGGGGCUUGAGGAGGUGGGAGGAGGCGCGCAAGGCCAAGCUGAGGAGCAGCAUCCAGGCCUGUAGGAAGUUCCAGGAGGCUGCUGCCUCCCUGCCCCCGCUGGCCUCCCUGCCUCCUCCUCUGCCCCCCGUUAUCAAGCGGGAUGAGCUGACAGACAUGAAGCGGGAGCUAAAGGAUAUUAACCUGGAGGAGCUGGACCCUUACCCCCUAGAGUCUCCAGACGGCCCCUAUAACAACUCUUCACCAGACACUCCAGACUUUCCCUAUAACUCCUCAACAACUCCAGAGUACAAGGAUGACUCUCACAAGAAGAAGAGGGCCAAGAUUAAUUGCCGAGAGAGGAAGGCCAUGAAAGUGCUUCCUGUCGUUGUGGGUGUCUUCCUGUUCUGCUGGACCCCGUUCUUCGUGGUCCACACCAUGCGGGCCCUGUGUGCCACCUGCUUCAUCCCCCCCGCCCUGAUGAGCAUUGUCACCUGGCUAGGCUACGUCAACAGCGCCCUCAACCCCAUCAUCUACACGGUCUUCAACACAGAGUUCAGGAACUACUUCAAGAAAUUCAUCCACAGCUGCUCUGAAGUCCUUGUCAAAUAUACCAAAUGGGACAAACGCAACAGAGUGGCUCUCAGUCCAGGGCAUCAGAUUAGAACCACUGUUAAUUUCCUUCCACUCUCCCUCCCUGUGCCCUGGACACAGGCUCAGCCCAGCGGUGGUUGGGCAGCCACGGUGCGGUACAGCAGCAGUAAUUUCAUGCCUGAUACGGAGAGUGACACGUGA
Molecule: messenger RNA, 1410 nt
Organism: Salvelinus namaycush (lake trout)
Lineage: Eukaryota; Metazoa; Chordata; Actinopteri; Salmoniformes; Salmonidae
Product: D(4) dopamine receptor-like
Exons: 6
Coding region: 1-1410 (469 amino acids)
Biological process (GO): adenylate cyclase-activating adrenergic receptor signaling pathway; adenylate cyclase-inhibiting dopamine receptor signaling pathway
Cellular component (GO): plasma membrane
Molecular function (GO): dopamine neurotransmitter receptor activity, coupled via Gi/Go; G protein-coupled receptor activity
Source: RefSeq, a predicted model, not a curated record